Messenger RNA from Macrosteles quadrilineatus (aster leafhopper), 905 nucleotides. RefSeq names its product threonylcarbamoyl-AMP synthase-like. Gene Ontology annotation, biological process: regulation of translational fidelity. Lineage: Eukaryota; Metazoa; Arthropoda; Insecta; Hemiptera; Cicadellidae. The record is from RefSeq and is a predicted model, not a curated record. Bases 1 to 780 code for a protein of 259 amino acids. Gene Ontology annotation, cellular component: cytoplasm. Gene Ontology annotation, molecular function: nucleotidyltransferase activity; tRNA binding; double-stranded RNA binding. The transcript has a single exon.
AUGUACGAUUGGCUGGUGAUGAGCUUGUCAAUCAUCGCUUUGACUGGACGUUGCCGCUGUGGCGAGAUGGAGAAGAUAGAGUGGAACGUGGUCAAACUGGGAGGCAAAGACCUGUGCAACACGAACCUCAUGGUAGCUCUCGACUCUCUGAGGAAAAGAAGAGUCGUCGGAUUGCCAACAGACACUGUCUACGGCUUCAUCGCAGACGCUACUAGACCUCGUCCAAUAGAAAAACUCUACAACAUCACAGGACCACUUUUCAAAGACGAUCCGAUCACGAUUGCUGUAGAAGACAUCACUCAGUUGUCUUUGUACGCGGACAUUGACUAUUUGGACCGAGGCAUGAUCGGACAGCUUCUUCCAGGAAUGGUGACAGUGAUUUUCCGAAGACGUCCAAAUGUUCUUCCCUACGUGAAUCCCAACCAUGAAGUCUUACCUGUCAGGAUACCUGGGAAGAAGGGGAAAAUCUUUUUGCGGAAAGUUAUAAAAGAUUUUGGAGCACCUGUUGCACUCGUGGGUGCAAGGACUGUACCGAGGCCACAUAGUAGAGUUAUAGAGGAUCUAGAGGAUAUUAGACUGAACGCGUACGUUGUGUAUGACGGGGGCAAGUUGGAGCGGCGCAGGAUGGAAGGAAGUACGAUAGUCGACCUCAGUGUUCCAGGAAGAUACAAGAUCCUGUGGCCAGGAUGUGUCGAGAAUGCUGUGCUCAGUGUGGUGGCUCGGUAUGAGCUGGAGGAGUGGACGGAAGGACCUAACAUCACAGUGUUCAACCCUACCUAGCUUCCUGAUUGGAUGCGUCCUGGUAUUUCGCUGAUGAGGGAACAUUUCCCUUGUUAAUUCUCUCGGAUGAAGAUUGAGGAUGUGUUGAGAGUAAGUCUCAUAGGUAGGUAAUGAAAAUGGUGAAG